Molecule: messenger RNA, 1182 nt
Organism: Microthlaspi erraticum
Lineage: Eukaryota; Viridiplantae; Streptophyta; Magnoliopsida; Brassicales; Brassicaceae
Source: the annotation of a GenBank genome assembly
AUGGCAACUAGAGCUUCUAGUUCAAGAAGAGUCUCUCCAGCUUCUUUCACACCCAUGGACGUGACUCUCUUCUUCUUCUUCUUCCUCUUAACUCUCACUGCUUUAGUGGAAGCUGCUGGUCGUGGAGUGAACAACAACAAUAAAAAUGGCGCAUUAGGAGCUUCGUUUAUAUUUGGAGAUUCUCUAGUCGAUGCGGGAAAUAACAAUUAUCUACCGACGUUGUCUAGAGCCAACAUGAAGCCUAAUGGUAUUGAUUUCAAAGCCUCCGGAGGAAAUCCUACCGGGCGGUUCACCAAUGGCCGGACCAUCGGUGACAUCGUUGGGGAAGAACUUGGAUCAGCGAACUACGCGAUCCCAUUCUUAGCACCAAACGCAACCGGAAAAGCUUUAUUAGCCGGUGUGAAUUACGCAUCAGGUGGAGGAGGAAUCAUGAAUGCCACCGGAAGAAUCUUUGUGAAUAGGCUGGGUAUGGAUGUACAAGUCGAUUUCUUCAACACUACAAGGAAACAAUUCGACGAUCUUCUUGGAAAAGAUAAAGCAAAAGAUUAUAUAAGCAAGAAAUCGAUAUUCUCAAUCACUAUAGGAGCAAAUGAUUUCCUCAACAAUUAUCUCUUUCCACUUCUCUCCGUUGGAACAAGGUUCACUCAAACUCCUGAUAAUUUCAUCGACGACAUGCUUGAUCAUCUACGCGACCAACUAACCAGGCUGUAUCAACUGGAUGCGAGGAAGUUUGUGAUCGGGAACGUUGGACCAAUCGGGUGCAUACCGUACCAGAAAACGAUUAAUCAAUUAGCCGAAGACGAGUGUGUGGAUUUGGCUAAUAAACUAGCAAAUCAAUACAAUAUUCGACUAAAGAGUUUAUUAGAGGACCUAAACACGAAACUUCCCGGAGCAAUGUUCGUCCAUGCCAACGUCUACGAUCUCGUCAUGGAACUCAUUACCAACUACAAAAAAUACGGGUUUAUAACGGCGACAAAGGCUUGUUGCGGUAAUGGAGGACAAUUCGCGGGUAUAAUUCCAUGCGGACCAACUUCAAGUAUGUGUGAAGAUAGGGACAAAUAUGUGUUUUGGGAUCCUUAUCAUCCGAGUGAAGCAGCAAAUGUUAUCAUCGCGAAGCAAUUGUUAUACGGUGAUAUUAAAGUUAUAUCUCCGGUUAAUCUCAGUAAACUUAGAGAUAUGUGA